Messenger RNA from Colletotrichum higginsianum IMI 349063, 1035 nucleotides. Its product is annotated as Nucleoside-diphosphate-sugar epimerase. Lineage: Eukaryota; Fungi; Ascomycota; Sordariomycetes; Glomerellales; Glomerellaceae. The record is from RefSeq and is a predicted model, not a curated record. The transcript is spliced from 5 exons. Gene Ontology annotation, molecular function: oxidoreductase activity, acting on the aldehyde or oxo group of donors, NAD or NADP as acceptor; NAD binding. The coding region runs from base 1 to 1035 and encodes 344 amino acids.
AUGACCAAGGUUUUCUUGACUGGCGCCACAGGCUACAUCGGAGGCAGCGUCCUCUCCCUGCUCGCCGAGUCGCACCCCGAGUACGCCGUUCGGGCGCUGGUGCGCGACGGCAGCAAGGGGAAGCUCGUCACGGAUGCCUUCGCCAAGGUCGAAAUUGUCGAGGGAGAACUGGACGACGUCGACACGAUCACUCGCGAAGCUUCCAAUGCCGAUAUCGUUGUCCACUUGGCUACAACGGGCCACCUGAAGAGCGUUGAAACCAUUCACAAGGCCCUUUCAUCCAGAGCAGCACAAAAGCCAGCGCAUUGGAUCCAAAUCUCGGGCGCCAGCGCCCUCGCCGCCGGUGAGGUCGCCGACAAAGCCCGCAGCCCGGGCGAGGCCAGCGACCUCGUCUUCAACGACCUCGCCGGGAUCGCGGAGCUGCGCUCCUUCAUCCAGGGACACCCGAGCCGCGGCGUCGACAACUACAUCAUCAAGGUCGCCGCCGACGAGCCCAAGAUCAACACGGCGCUCGUGUUCCCCCCCAUCAUCUACGGCAAGGGGACCGGCCCCGUCAACCGGCGCAGCGUCCAGAUCCCGUCGCUGGCCAAGGCGACGCUGGACCGCCGGCGCGGCGUGCAGGUGGGCAGGGGACUCAGCCGAUGGGGCAACGUGCACGUCCAGGACGUCAGCCGGCUGAUCUUUCGUCUGGUCGAGAAGGCGGCCGAGGCCAAGGGCGAGGAGCAGGUCUGGAAUUCCAACGGGUUGUACUUGACCGGUGUGGGAGAAAUUCCCUUUGGAGAAAUCUCCAAGCUUGUUGCCGCUGCGGCGGCCGACCAAGGGCUUAUCCCCACCAGCGAGGUCGACGUGGUCGGUCCCGAAGAGGCGAACAGCCUGCUGCCGCACGGAGCGGUGCUCUACGGGACGAAUGCGCGCAGCGAGGCGCUUCGGGGCAGGGAGGUGCUGGGAUGGGCGCCGUCGGGGGAGAGCCUGGAGAAUGAGAUCCCCAGAGCCGUGGCGGAGGAGGCGUCUGCCAGGGAGCGAAGCAACCUGUGA